AUGGAUGGUCUCAAUCACCUUACCCAGGCAAGAGUCCAGAAUCUCUCGUCUUUACCAUCACAAUCCUCUCCAAUCACAGCGGAUCAAUAUGUGAUCAAACACCUUGAGGAGGAGGUUCUCAAGGCCUGUGAUGGCGAGAUUCAGACCAGGAUAUGGUUCAAGUCGCCUCCGCUCGAGCAAGACACUAUCCGCCUGAUUAACGGUGUCAAGCUGUUUGCUGAAUCUCACGACCAAGACUGGUGCGGAGACGACGAACAAGGCAACUGGACUUGGUUCGAGAUCGCCAUUCUGGAAAACGAAGAUGCCACGGCCCCCAGAAUGGUUGGAAAUGAGGAGCUUGUUAAGCUAAGUCACAUGAACUCUUUCCGCUCGAGUGACUACACAUGGCAGGGUGGUCAGGUCUUCACAAUGGAUGACGAGUUCCUGAGCUCCCUGGAGGAGGGCAACGUUAUUGCCGUACGCAUUUGCGCUCAGUACGCGGCCUGGACAAUCUACGCCAGAAACGGGUACCUCGUCUUCGACGUGGGCAGCGGCGAUGGUCCCUGGCCAAUCAAACCUCUUCCCUGCAGCGGCCCGCAGCCCCCUCGUCGCCGAAAUGUCAAAGAUUGGUUUGAAAAGGCAAAGAACCCUGCGAAUGAAGAAGCCAUGGAGCUCUCGUUGUUCAUCGCCGCCAUGGACAAAUUCCAGCGCUUGCCUCCGACCGACCAGCUCUCGUACUUCCGCAUUGCUGGGAUCCACGACUACCCGAGAAAUGUUUCGUGGAACAUGGGCAAGAGACCAAUCCCAUACCACGAUGAUGAUGACGUCAGGCGUAACAAAACCGUCAAAGACGAGGCGAACGGCAGCUACUGUGAGCACAACACAACAUUGUUCCCCACCUGGCAUCGCUGUUACCUGCUACUUUUCGAGCGCAGAGUCAGCGACUUGAUGAAGGAGGAGGUGAGAAAUCGCAGCAGGGACAGGAACUCAAAGUGGACUGAGGUGGCGAACCGCUGGCGUUUGCCCUACUGGGAUUGGGCGGCCAACCCGCAACUCCCGGAGCUGGUGGCAAACGAGAAGAUCAAGGUGAUUGUGUCGUGGGAUGCAAUUACUGAUAAGCGUGAGACGGCGGAGGUGAACAAUCCGAUGUACCGCUUCCAGAUGCCCGGUGGCCUUGUCAUGGGCGACAAGUCGUACGGCGACUACCGCAUCCAGACUGACGGCGAAGGUCCAUGGGAUGUGUGCAUUGGCACCAGCCGGCAUGCCAUCAGCCUAUAUAGCAAACAGGAUCUCUGGGUUCAGGGGCACACUGUUUCCGAAAAGGUGAACAAAGCCUUUGAAAAAACCAAAAUGCAAGGUCAAACUCUCAAGGACGCCGUCUAUCGCCUGCUUGGGAACGACUACAUCGCUCAGUACAAGUAUUUCGCGACUACCAAGUUCACCGAUCCCUCAGGACCUAAGAACUAUCUGUCCCUGGAGGCUAUCCAUAACACAGUUCAUAACUGCAUUGGUGGUAACACUCCCAUGGGCAUUGGCCAUAUGGAGGCGCCCGCGGUAGCCGCCUUCGAUCCUGUCUUCUGGCUCCAUCACUGCAACGUUGACCGGCUGUUGUACCUGUGGCAACAGGUAAAUGGAUCAUUGUGGUUCCACAGCUCAGAUGGCGGUAAGAAUGAGAGCGCCACAACGCCACUGCGGCCGUUCCGCAAAUAUGUAGGGAAACACGGGUUUUACGACUCAGACGGGGUCCGCAAGAUCGGCGAUUUGGGCUAUACGUACGACGACAGCGACAAGAUCACCGAUGGCAAGGGCAAUGUCUGCGAUAAGGACCUUCGUGAGCACAUCAACAAGCUAUACGGCCCUGACAAAGAUGCCUUCGAAAAGCCAGAGACAGACGUGGACCCCUUCAUCAACAUUGAGUACGAUCGCUACGCUCUGGGUGGCUUGCAGUACACCUUAUUCUUCUUCAUCGGACCUGUCAGACGCAACGUGCCGUACGCCCAGCAGGAGAGCCUGGCAGGCAGCAUGUACACCUUCUCAUCGCCUCUGCAGCGCUCCAGCAAGCGCGAAGGCGACGGCGACUCCACCAAGUCCAAGUACAGCAGCCCGGCGACGGGCUGCUCGAACUGCAACAAGCAGGCCGACGCCGGCGUACGCUCACGAGCGCAGGUCCCGCUGACGCGCAGCAUUCCCCGGGAGAAGCGCACCACGCGCGCCGAGGCCGAGAAGUUCCUGAAGGAGGAGCUGAGCUGGGUCGCCGUCAUCAGCCGCGGCAGCCUCCGCAUGCCCCGUGAGGUCUUCGGCAAGGGCCUGGAGCUGAGCCUCUGGAUCGGCACGAACAAGCUGCCCGAUGAUAGGACUGGCAAAACCGUCUUCGAGGACUACGUGGACGUUAAGUGGGAUUGGAAGGAGGCGGAGCUCUGA
This is a messenger RNA of Lasiodiplodia theobromae, 2400 nucleotides long. RefSeq names its product Monophenol monooxygenase. The record is from RefSeq and is a predicted model, not a curated record. The transcript is spliced from 7 exons. Gene Ontology annotation, molecular function: oxidoreductase activity. Bases 1 to 2400 code for a protein of 799 amino acids. Lineage: Eukaryota; Fungi; Ascomycota; Dothideomycetes; Botryosphaeriales; Botryosphaeriaceae.